Brettanomyces bruxellensis is the source of this 1275-nucleotide messenger RNA. RefSeq lists its product as uncharacterized. The transcript has a single exon. Lineage: Eukaryota; Fungi; Ascomycota; Pichiomycetes; Pichiales; Pichiaceae. The record is from RefSeq and is a predicted model, not a curated record. Gene Ontology annotation, molecular function: protein binding. Bases 1 to 1275 code for a protein of 424 amino acids.
AUGAGUCAAGUUCAAUUUAGAAUCGUUGUGGGUUCAUAUGAACAUACCCUUCUUUGUCUCUCGGUAAGUAUUCCAGUUAAAAAGGAUGAGAAAGACGUCAGAGAAGCACACUUUCAACCAAUAUUUCACUUCCAGGCACAUAACAUGUCGAUCAGGGCUUUGGAUGUUUGUCGGAGAUAUCUCGUGUCAGGUGCAAAUGAUGAACACAUCUGUUUAUAUGAUAUGCAGAAAAGGAAAGAGCUAGGUACUUUGUUGAAGCAGCAGGGGUCAAUCACAAAGUUGGUUUUCUCAGAUGAGUCCAAUCGUUUGAAGGAUGAUAACACCGAGUAUUUAAGUCACAAGAUGGGAAAGUGGCUUUUGUCUGCUUCUGAGGAUGGAACAAUUUUGUUGUGGAGAGUCAAGGAUUGGGAGCAGUUUGGAACCCUUAAAGGGCAUAAAGCGGCUAUUAAUGACAUCAAUAUUCAUCCAUCUGGUAGAGUGGCCAUUUCAGUUAGUAAUGAUAGGACGAUCAAGCUUUGGAAUUUAAUGACGGCACAUAAAGCAUCUACCUUAAAACUUCGUGGUAAAAUUACCCUAGGGCAACUACCAUACUUCUGCAAAUUCGACAAAAAAACUGGUGGUGAUUAUUUUGUGGUUGGUCUCUCGACACGUUUACUACUUUAUAAAACAAGAGAAGCGAAAGUAUUCCAUAUAUUUACUUUUAAGAAAACAUUGAUGUGUAUCGACUUUCUUGUUAUUGAUCAGCAUCAAUAUUUGGUUGUUGGAAUGAGUGACGGUUCAAUCGGUUUCUAUCCGUUUGAUCCAGAAAGCCUUUCGGCACUCGAAUCCGAGGACGAUGAAGAUUCGCUGGUUUCUAAUAUUGGGGAGCCUGAGUUUAAACUUCAGGGUCAUGCAACAAGAGUGAAAGGUUUCUCAAUCUACCAGGAGAAGGACAUUGAGUCUGGUAAGGUGUUGACUUACCUUGUUUCAAUUUCAUCAGAUGGAAAGAUAGUCAUUUGGGAUAUGCAAAAACGGGAUCAAGUUGCCGUUUAUGCAACAAGUGAGCGACUGAAUGUUGUCUGCACCCUUCCUGAAUAUAUCGAGAAGGCGGAUACUAUGCAAUCUACUUUGGAGAAGGCAGAGGCUGUUUCAAAUGACAUGAAAGAUAAAACAGACGAGGAAUCUGAAGAAGAGAAGAAGGAACUUGAUGAACUUGUGAAGAAAAGAAAGAGAAAGGCCAGGAAACAGAGAAAAAGAGAAAAGAGAAGGCUUAUGAAAGUCCAGAUAGAAAAAUAA